GUCUCUGCCACCUCUGGCCAAGAAGUAUGUUAUACAGAUGUUGUACAUUGAUGUUCCAAUAACAGCCAAGUCUAUGGAGGAGUGGGUGUUUCCAGAUGGGUCCUCAAUGCAUAGAGUCGCGAUUGAUAGGUUGAUUAAGUUACGGAUAUUCACUGACACUGCUGACAGGAGAAGGGAAACAACUUACAGAAUUAAUCCAACAUUCCAGACAAACCUCCAAAAGCUUUUAACACUUGGCGAAGUUUUACCAAGGGAACCAAUGCCUUCUGACAUAACUGUGAGGCUCCCAAGCUUGGAGGAUCUUGAGGUUUAUGCCCUUGAACAAUGGGAGUGUUUCUUGCUCCAACUUAUAAACUCGGCGCAAGCUGAAAGGCCAUCAAAUAUCAGCUCUUCUAUGAUGAGAAUUUUGCAGCGAGGGCUUUUGAGUCAAAGGGAGAAAGGAGCUCCACGAUUAACUGAAAGUGUUUUCCAGUUCUUGUUGAUGGACACAAAUGCACAACUUUGGUACAUCAUCAGAGAAUACAUCUCUAAUUCUGAGGAGCGAGAUGUGGACCCAGCCGAUUUGAUUUCAUUCUUACUAGAGCUUAGUUGUCAUGUCACAGGAAAGGCAUAUAAUAGUAACACAUUGACGGAGAUUCAGAAGAGUUGGAUCAAGGACCUCACAGACUUGGGAUUGGUUAAACUUCAGCAGGGGAUGAACGAGAGUUGGUUUAUACCUACUAAAUUAGCUACCAAUCUUUCAGUGUGCUUAACAGAUUCAUCAUCACGGAAACAAGGAUUUGUAAUUGUGGAAGGAAAUUUUAGGUUGUAUGCAUACUCAACUUCAAAGUUACACUGUGAAAUUCUACGUCUUUUCUCAAGGAUAGAGUAUCAACUUCCAAAUCUUAUAGUGGGAGCAAUCACAGAAGAAAGUUUGUAUAAUGCUUUUGAAAAUGGUAUUGCAGCAGAGCAGAUUAUUACUUUUCUUCAGCAGAAUUCCCAUCCUUGUGUAGCAGAGAGAAUGCCAUCUAUACCCGAAAAUGUCACGGAUCAGAUUAGGCUGUGGGAAUCAGAUCUGAACAGGGUUGAGAGGACUCCUGCACAUUAUUAUGAUGAAUUUCCUUCUAGGGUACUAACAAAUCGGACGUCUUCGAGGCUGCUUGUGACAACGCACGGGAGUGGAACGGAUUGCCGUGGGAGGAUUCGAAAACCAUGCGUCUAGUUGUCAAGGCAGAAAUUCACAUGUAUAAUUAAUGAAAUAAGAUUGCUGAUAGUAAAUUCGUUUAAACCAUGUAUAUAUAUACAUCAUUGGACCAAGCCACUAAGGUUUCACUUGAUAUAAGCAACUGUACAUCCAUAAUUCAUCUUUCUUUC
Molecule: messenger RNA, 1353 nt
Organism: Corylus avellana
Lineage: Eukaryota; Viridiplantae; Streptophyta; Magnoliopsida; Fagales; Betulaceae
Source: RefSeq, a predicted model, not a curated record